Messenger RNA from Beauveria bassiana ARSEF 2860, 2217 nucleotides. Its product is annotated as Ankyrin repeat-containing protein. NCBI's taxonomy places the organism in Eukaryota, Fungi, Ascomycota, Sordariomycetes, Hypocreales, Cordycipitaceae. The record is from RefSeq and is a predicted model, not a curated record. Gene Ontology annotation, molecular function: protein binding. The coding region runs from base 1 to 2217 and encodes 738 amino acids. The transcript has a single exon.
AUGGCGUCACCGAGACUCGACAAACUGCCCGAUGAGCUCAUCGUCGAGCUCGCUCGGCAUCUGUGGCUCGGCGACAUGAGCCAUCUGGCGCGAUUCAACCGCUGGCUAUACCAGAUCCUCGAUCCAAUUUUGUACAUGAUGGACGCGAAGCCGUACAACCAGUACGCGCUGUUCUGGGCCGCGGAGCACAACCUGCUCACAGUGGCUGAGCGUGCGCUGCGUGCAGGCACGCCGGUCCAGCCGCACAACGAUGUUCCUUCCCCUUUGCGUCCGUUUGGUCGAAUUCUUACAGGACAAGAGCUCAAGGCAGCUACGAAGUCCUCGAAUUUCUCACGCCGCACUACACCGCUCGACAUCGUCGCAGAGGCAGGACACUGCGCAAUCGCGGCUCUGCUGCUGCGAGACCCGAGGCUGAUUAGAUCUUUUGAUGUAGAGCUAGCCAUUCACUCAGCAGCAGUGAACGACCGAGCAGAAAUGGUAGAUAUGCUUCUAUGGCAUGUGGAGCAGGUUCACAAGGAAUGCAUGUCGCAUAUGAUCGGUUGCGCGUUUAUCGGAGCAGGACUGCACCAAAGUGUAGCCGUAUUGAAACUGCUAGUAGAAAACGGAGCGCGUCUUGCGGUUAUAUCGAGAGAGAGUUACUCCCUAUACCAGAUGAAUUAUGCGGGGACCGGUCACGAUGAACUCUGGGAUCUUUUCUCGUCUAUUCGACCGCUAGAGCUGGUGCCGGAUCAUCGCAUACAAAGACAAGAUCUACGGUCCAACCUUACCGCGAGAGUCACCGGAAAGGGGUCUAGAGGCAUCGUUGAACUCGUCGAGACAUUCACCAGACUUGGUUUUGAUUGUAAGUGCAAGGGAGAGCUUGCAUGGAUGCUAAGGAUGGCCCUCCGGAGAGACAACGUUCCCCUCAUGGAGCUCUUACUCAGCUACUCGUCUGAUGAGCAAAAUGAACUGGAGAAGUUAGUUGCAGUUAUAUAUUUGCGGUUUCGUCUGGGUCCUAAGGUUUGCGGGCGGCUGCUAGCUCGUGGAUGUCGGCCUGGCGUCUGGGACCGGGCUUUUGCGGGGGCUCUAAAAGAACGAGACAUCAAGGAAGCUCGGGUGUUGCUCUCCAUGGUGGACGGUAUUCCUGCGUCUAUACGUUAUCGCGGAGGAGAGAUGCUAGAAGCUGCCUGCUCCAUGAAUUUUCUUGAACUUGCUCAACUUGUGCCGUCGUCUCGUUCAACGGCAGAGAGACGGAAGCUCGUACAAGAUGCAGGGCCGAAGCUCACCAGAAAAAGAAGCCUUUUAAUAUCAUUGAUGAAUCCUAGACCCGAAGGGCAAGAAAUAUGUCUCGAAACCGCACGAUUGGUGCUUGAAGCCGGAGCUGAUCCGAAUUCAAAGACAUCUUGGUCCGAGUCGCCGCUCAAAACGGCAUGCGAAAAAGGCAUGCCGAGGCUUGCUCGGCUGUUGCUGAAAUAUGGCGCGAAUCCCCUACAGGCAACACCAAACGGGCUUACGAUUCUCCAUAUUGCGUGCAGAUAUUGCCCCAAUCUUGCUUUCAUAGAAGAAUUGCUUAAGCGUGGCGCAGACGUUAUGGCCAGAUGCGGCCUUGGGUCUACGCCGCUUCAUCAAUUGUGCUACGCGAGUUCGAAAGAGAAGGAAAUGGGCCCAAUGGCCAGAUAUCAAGUUGCCAGAUUGUUGAUUUCCAAGGGCGCCGAUCCGAACGCAAUUGAUGAGCUUGGCACCACACCCCUUCAUUUUGCCUGCAGCAACGGAUCAUUAUCUAGAAUGGGCCCCGAAGAUGCCAAAGUUGUCGUUGUUUUGUUGGAGCACGGCGUCGAUAUUGAGCAGCUGAACGGUUCAGAUGAGAGACCUCUGUUCGUUGCUCGCUCGAGUUUGAAUCACUCUGUUGCUUCUAUUUUGCUGGAGAAAGGAGCUGACCGGUCCCGAGAAACGUUGCGCGGUUUCGGGAAGCGGUAUCUUGGAUUUGAUUUGAAUGCCAGCCUCGAUGCGUACGCGCACGAGAUGGUGAAGCUAUUACUUUUCCACGGGGUCGACCGAGUGUUUGUCAUGGAGGAGAUGAUGGACUUUGGCUACUCGGGGCGCCUCUACGAGACAUUUCGGCUGCUGCUGAUGCACGGAGUAGACGUUGAGAUAGACAAGCUACCAUUUCGAAAUAAAAAGAGGCCCUCGCGCACGAAAAAGUUGGCAGAGGCACUGGCAUGGGAUACUCGGACGUAA